AUGGGCCGGAGCAUCGGCAAGGCCACGGGGGAAUGCAAUUCGACCGCCUCGGCCCACCCACUUCCUGUCGGUACGGAUCGACAAUCCGCAGAUAUGGGCAAUGACGCGGCAAUCCCGGUCCAAGCCUCGCACCUGACGCUCUUCGUGCUGAGGCUCAGCGAGGAAGACGGUAGCUUGCAGCAAGCCAGAGAUACCCUCGAACACUGCGGAGACCUCCUGCUGGAGCACGGCCUCUCCCCCGAAGUUGACCUCCCGGCAUCAGCCAGCAGCACAGAGAGCGUGCCUGAUGACGGUAUGCAUCCGGCUGCUCUCGGCAUAGGGGACAGCAACGAGACAGCGCCGGGGGCAACGGCGGCCUCACCCUUGACGCUCUCCUUCCGAGACCUCGGUCACUUUCGGAACAAGGUUUUGUUCGCAAAGCUUGUGGAAGACGAGCAAGCGACCAGGCUCAGGGGGUUGGCGUCCUCGCUCCACCAACGGUUUUCCGAGGCCGGUCUCGUGGAAGGAGCCGCAGGUUUUCCAAGCCGUAAGGGUGGAAAGAGGGGCGACGGGGGCGACGGCAGCGGCACAAGCAGCGACAGCUUCGAGUUCACGCCUCACCUCACAAUCAUGAAGACUUCGAAGCUCAGGGAUAGGGGUACCUUGAUACCGGCCGAUUCGUACGACCGGUAUCAGAGCGGUUUCCUUGUCGGCCAUCACGCACCGUCCAGCGUCGAACUGUCGAGCAUGCUGGAGAAGGAAGAUGUGCCACCUUUGGAAGGUUGGGAGCCCAAACCGUACUACAAGUGCGAGCAUAGGCUCGAUCUCUGCACCCCAAAGGUGUAA
Messenger RNA from Ectocarpus sp. CCAP 1310/34, 825 nucleotides. NCBI's taxonomy places the organism in Eukaryota, Phaeophyceae, Ectocarpales, Ectocarpaceae. The record is from the annotation of a GenBank genome assembly.